AUGAUCGUCUCCGAGAUACCAUAUACCGAGGAGUACAUGGAGGCCACUUGCAGCCAGCCCAAAACUUCCGAGUCCACCCUUCAGCUCGGCUCCGUCAAAUGUUACAACAUCAACAUCCAAGUCGAGGUGGAGAAGAGCGAGCAACAGGCCAAGGGCAUCACCACGCUCACCCUCCGCGAAGUGCCCAAGUUUCUCGUCGACGCCUUCAACAUCAUUCGCUCGAACAUUGAGAAGGAGGGGCUAUUCCGGAAAGGGGGCAACAAUGCCCGCAUCAACUCGUACAGCAAAAAGAUUCUGGCCAUCUACCAGGGGCGUGAGCGGAUCCCGCUCGAUUUGAACUAUUUGGAUGUGUGCUCGUUGAUAAAGACCUUUUUCAAGACACUAAAGCACCCUCUGCUCCAUUCUCGCGACAUCGCCAACGCCCUGCUGACGCUGGCCGAUCGAAAAGGGGCUGGCGAGAGCGUGUCCGGCGAGCAGCUUCAAUACAUUCUACGCACCCGGAUGCCCGACUACCACCUGGGGACGCUGUGCUUUUUGAUGCGCGAACUUAAUCGGGUAUCCCAGCACAACGACCGAAACGGGAUGACGAUCCAGAAUCUGGCGACCUGCUUCGGGCCGACCCUGUUCGAUUUGACGGCGUUCGACAAGCCGAAGGGGGUGCCGAAGCGCAGCAUGCCCGGCCGUGUCCAAACCAACCCGCCCACCCUCAGUCAGCUCAACGAGGCGAAGGCCGACUCGCAAAGAGCCGCCACCGCCGUCACCAUUCUCAUCGAGUGGGCCACCUGGAUUGGGCUGACGCGCGAGUGCUACGUCUCGAGCCAGGCGCGCAGCUCCUCGGCCGCUCCCAUCAACCGCUACGCCGGCCGCCAAGAAGCCUGCCUCACCGAUGCGACAGAAGAAUGCGAGGACCAAGUCGAACGCUUCCGACUACAAGAACGCGGCGGCCCCUCGGAAUUCAUCGUGGUGGCGGUGGCGGCUAUCCGGGCGAUGGAGGAGCCGGCCGAUUUGCUGGAGAGGGAAUUGUUUCGAAAUAGCCCAUGGCACUUCCGGCCGUUCCGCCUGGAAAACCCGCUGGAGGCCGAGGUGUACCGGCUGGCGCAUCCGAUUGUAGAAGCAGACGGGAAGCAGGUGUUCAAGCUCGCCUUUGAUGUCAGGAGGUUCAAGCCGGAAGAGGUGUCAAUUUCCACCAACGCCUCGGAAAAGCUGAUCACGGUGGAGGUGAAGCACGAGGACGAGAUGUCGCAAUUUUCCUUUACGAAAAAGAUGGCAAUUCCGGAGGGGGUGACGAUAAAUGAAAUGAGUUGCCGCUACGAUGAGGACGGCGUUCUGACGAUUCGAGCCCCAUAUGUCGCGCCACCAAAGGAGACGCCGAAAUUGGAGAAGCCCGAGGCAAAGGAUAUCCCGAUCAAACACGAA
Molecule: messenger RNA, 1416 nt
Organism: Mesorhabditis spiculigera
Lineage: Eukaryota; Metazoa; Nematoda; Chromadorea; Rhabditida; Rhabditidae
Source: the annotation of a GenBank genome assembly